GGACGCGGAGUCUGCAUCUCUGCCCCCCACCCCGGCUCCCGCGCGCCCUUGCCCUCGCUCCCAAGCCGGUCGAGGGUCGCCGUCCCAUCUCCGCAGCAGCAGGGCCCCGGCGCCCAGCCCGCGAUCAGCCCGAGGCAGGCCCCGCCGGGGCCGACAGGGGCGACGCGCGCCAAAAGGCGGCGGGAAGGAGGCGGGGCGGAGCGUGCCCCGGGACCCCGACUCGGACGCGGCCAGCUGGGGGGGCGGAGCGCCGGGCGGCAACCUUGGCCCCAGCCUGGCCCCGCCGCCCCGCGCUCCGCCUGCCAACGGCUGAGCGGCCCGCGCUGCCUUCCCGCCGGCCGGCUACGGAAGGCGCUAACGCCCGCGGCCACCCCUCCCCGCGGCGCCUCCCCUCCCCGCGCCCAUAUAACCCGCCUCGGCGGCCCGCGCCCGCCCUGCCUCCCCGCCCGCGCCCGCUCCCGCCCCGCUGCACCCGCCUCUCGGCCCGCGCCUGCCUGCGCCCCCGAAGGGGUUACGCGGCGAAGCCGGGGCCGGCUAGGGCAUAGAUUCCUGGGGCUCCGACGGCAUCAGAGCGAGCUGCCCUCGGCCGGGAGUGGGAAGAUGUCGCAGUCCACCCAGCCCACCGCCGCCGACGAGGGGGCCACGUUCCAGCACCUCUGGAGCUCUCUGGAGCCGGACAGCACCUACUUUGACCUUCCCCAGUCGGGCCAGGGGAAUGAUGAGGUGGUGGGUGGUGCGGAGGCCAGCAUGGACGUCUUCCACCUGCAGGGCAUGACCACUUCUGUCAUGGUGGGCCGUGCCAGAAAAUAGCCCCCCUGCCCUGCUGCCGCGAGUCCUGCGGAAGUGGUCAGUGAGGUGGAGCCCCGUCCCAGUUGCAUUUGCUGAGCAGCACCAUGGACCAGCUGGGCAGCCGCGCGGCCUCGGCCGGCAGCCCCUACGCCCCAGAGCACGCCGCUCGCGUGCCCAGCCAUUCGCCCUACGCGCAGCCCAGCUCCACCUUCGACGCCAUGUCGCCCGCGCCUGCCAUCCCCUCCAACGCCGACUACCCGGGCCCCCACCACUUCGAGGUGACCUUCCAGCAGUCGAGCACAGCCAAGUCGGCCACCUGGACGUACUCUCCUCUGCUAAAGAAGCUUUACUGCCAAAUCGCCAAGACGUGCCCCAUCCAGACCAAGGUGUCCACCCCGCCGCCUCCGGGCACUGUCAUCCGCGCCAUGCCCAUCUACAAGAAGGCGGAGCACGUGACCGAGGUCGUGAAGCGCUGCCCCAACCACGAGCUCGGGCGGGACUUCAACGAAGGACAGUCUGCCCCCGCCAGCCACCUCAUCCGCGUGGAGGGCAACAACCUUUCGCAGUACGUGGACGACCCUGUCACCGGCAGGCAGAGCGUCAUGGUGCCCUACGAGCCCCCGCAGGUGGGGACAGAGUUCACCACCAUCCUCUACAACUUCAUGUGCAACAGCAGCUGUGUCGGGGGCAUGAACCGGCGGCCCAUCCUCAUCAUCAUCACCCUGGAGACACGGGACGGACAGGUGCUGGGCCGCCGGUCCUUCGAGGGCCGCAUCUGUGCCUGUCCUGGCCGAGACCGCAAAGCGGAUGAAGACCACUUCCGCGAACAGCAGGCCCUGAACGAGAGCGCUGCCAAGAGCGGGGCUGCCAGCAAGCGCGCCUUCAAGCAGAGCCCCCCUGCUAUCCCUGCCCUGAGCACCAACGUGAAGAAGAAGCGGCACGGGGACGAGGAAACCUACUACAUUCACGUGCGGGGCCGGGAGAACUUUGAGAUCCUGAUGAAGGUCAAGGAGAGCCUGGAGUUGAUGGAGCUGGUGCCCCCGCAGCUGGUCGAGUCGUACCGGCAGCAGCAGCAGCUCCUGCAGAGGCCACCCCAGCUGUCCCUUCCGAGCAGGAGUCACCUGCAGCCUCCGUCCUACGGGCCCAUCCUCUCGCCCAUGAACAAAGCGCAUGGGGCUGUCAACAAGCUGCCCUCCGUCAACCAGCUGGUGGGCCAGCCUCCCCUGCACGGCUCGGCGGCCGGGCCCAACCUGGGGCCCAUGGGCCCCGGGAUACUCAACAACCACGGCCACGCCCUGCCGGCCAACGGCGAGAUAAACGGCGGCCCCAGCUCCCAGUCCAUGGUCUCGGGGUCCCACUGUACCCCGCCACCCCCCUACCACGCCGACCCCAGCCUGGUCAGUUUUUUAACAGGCUUGGGGUGUCCAAACUGCAUCGAGUAUUUCACCUCCCAGGGGUUACAGAACAUUUACCACCUGCAGAACCUAACGAUAGAGGACCUGGGGGCCCUGAAGAUCCCGGACCAGCACCGAAUGACCAUCUGGAGGGGCCUCCAGGACCUGAAGCAGAGCCACGACUACGGCGCGCAGCAGCUGAUCCGCUCCAGCGGCAACGCGGCCACCAUCGCCAUCGGGGGCUCGGGGGAGCUGCAGCGGCAGCGGGUCAUGGAGGCCGUGCACUUCCGCGUGCGCCACACCAUCACCAUCCCCAACCGCGGGGGCCCGGCUGGGGGUGCGGGGCCCGAUGAGUGGGCCGACUUCGGCUUCGACCUCCCGGACUGCAAGUCCCGAAAACAGUCCAUCAAAGAGGAGUUCACGGAGAGCGAGGCCAACUGAGGGGGGGCCGGCACGUCCGGGGCCCCCCCGACCCGGUGCUACCGACCCAGAGAGCAGAGAGCCCCGGGAGCCGCGCCGGAUGUCUGCUUCCUUUUUGUCACCAACUGCCCUGGGAGGCAGGACCUCUGGGCUGUGCCGGGAAAGGGACUUGGGCAGGGGGGUGCCCGUGAGGAGGGGCUCCCGGAGCUGCGCUGAGGGUGCGCGCCCAGGACCCAUCCUCCGGGGGUCCGGGGGGCCUCCCCCUCCCUGCCUUGCCUUCCUGGGGGCUCUGCUGACCGACUGCCAAAAAGUAUUUUUCGAUGUCUCUGGCUCUGGGUAGCAACACGGCUCGGUGCUUGUUCCUAAACACUCCUGUUUUCGGGUCAAGGCUCCAGACUGCGUCUCUGCCUGAGGCCGUCCCUCUGCUGGUCUUGAGGGUCAGUCUGCCCUUGCACACCUGGCCGCUGGUGCAAAGCCCACCGCAGCCACCUCCCACUUCCUGCCCCGAACAAAAACCAGAGUUUCACUGGAAUCGGGGAGGCAAGGAAGCUUCUGGUCGGCGGCCUCCAGCCAGCACCCGUGUCAACACCGCUGGCUGCAGCCCCUCUCUCCAGUGGCCCUCUUAGGAUAGACACGGACAGCAGGCUCCCCAGACCACUGGAAAGUGUCAAUAUUUGAUAAAAUGAUGCCCUUUUCUA
Messenger RNA from Balaenoptera acutorostrata (minke whale), 3301 nucleotides. RefSeq names its product tumor protein p73 (gene TP73). NCBI's taxonomy places the organism in Eukaryota, Metazoa, Chordata, Mammalia, Artiodactyla, Balaenopteridae. The record is from RefSeq and is a predicted model, not a curated record. Gene Ontology annotation, molecular function: protein binding; DNA-binding transcription factor activity, RNA polymerase II-specific; RNA polymerase II cis-regulatory region sequence-specific DNA binding. The transcript has 15 exons. Bases 894 to 2624 code for a protein of 576 amino acids. Gene Ontology annotation, cellular component: nucleus. Gene Ontology annotation, biological process: regulation of transcription by RNA polymerase II; apoptotic process; protein tetramerization.